Sus scrofa (pig) is the source of this 8769-nucleotide messenger RNA. The record is from RefSeq and is a predicted model, not a curated record. Lineage: Eukaryota; Metazoa; Chordata; Mammalia; Artiodactyla; Suidae.
CGGGGGCGGGGCCGCGGGCGGGCAGCGCGGCCGGAGCGCGGGGAGCCGAGCGGCGGCCGGGCCGGCAUGGCGUGGCCCUGCAUCAGCCGCCUCUGCUGCCUGGCGCGGCGCUGGAACCAGCUGGACCGCUCCGACGUGGCCGUGCCAUUGACCCUGCACAGCUAUUCGGACCUCGAGAUCGAGGAGCCGGGCCCGGGCAGUGCCGCCUCGCGCAAGUGCCCGUCCCCUGUGGGCGGCCGGGACCCCAGCCGGGACGUGCCGCUUACUCAGUACCAGCGGGACUUUGGCGUGUGGACAGCGCCCGCGGGGCCGAGAGAUACAGCACAGGCUCGCAGGCCCGGGGCGGGCAGCCGCAGGGUCAAGCCCCCAGCGCCCCCUGGCCGGGGGGUGUAUGUGCUCCCCAUCGGAGAUGCGGACGGAGCUGCAGCGGCGACCACGUCGUACAGACAGGAAUUCCAGGCCUGGACUGGAGUGAAACCGUCCAAAUCCACAAAGGUGAAACCCACCACAGUCAUCACAACCCACAGCUCCAGAUGGGACGGCAGCCCUGGGGCUGGCUUCCAGGUCCCUGAGGUGAGGAAGAAGUUCACCCCUAAUCCCUCAGCCAUCUUCCAGGCCCCUGCACCCCGGAUCCUCAACGUGUGACUGUCCAUCGAGAGGAGUGAGCCCUGGGCAACAGAACCCGUGCCCCAGGGGCUGGGUGAGGUCUUGGUCCGGAUGGACCCUGUGCAGAGGCACCGCUCCUCGCGGGCAGAACAGAGGCCCAGGAGGGACACCACGCCACCCUCUUCUUCCUCAAGAAGUGUGCAGAAGGCUUUGGAUCUUUAACUGCCUCGUUUGGCUGCCCUUCGGUUUUUAAAUCUGAAGAACUUGAUCAACUCUACCAAGAACUGGUCCCUGGGGGCUGAGGAAUAUGGACAUAAUAGGUCCUCGGAAGAUCCAGUAAUGUCCCCUUUGUCCUCCCAGGCUGCAUGAUAAUUUUAUAACCUAUGGUAACCCAAGGCAAUAGCCUUGGAUAGUCCUGCAAAAGGCUCACUCGUUCAGGCUGUACGAGAAAUCUUAGGUUAUCCCCUGCAUGGGACUCAUGAUGAUGCCAACGAGUAACCAGGGAGAAAUUCCCAAAGAAACAAAGUAUCAAUCAUACCGUUUCAACUUUAAAGACAAUUUCUUUAUGGCCAAGAUGACCCUGGUUUUAACCAAACAUUUCUUGGGAUGAGUGAAGUACCAAACCAAUGACAUUUACCAUGUGGUAGGGUUUUGAACCUCACAAGCUCCAGUGCUGUCCCCUUAACAUAUUAAUGACUAGAUGGGAACUACUAUACACACUGGCUAAAAACAGAGCUUUGGGGGGGAAAGGGUGGCAUUAACCUCAUUCCCUAAAAGACCUUUAAAAAGUCACCUCAUUACAGGGAGCUCACUACCUGUCGAGGAGGCAGCUCAUUUUGUUUUUGGAAGGCCCUCUCCUGACUUUCUCGAUAAAUUCCAGCUAAUGGAGCCACCUGGAACCAGCUUGGUCCCCUCUUUGCACAGCAGCCCUUGAAACAUCUGAAGGAGUCUGUGUUCCUUUUACACCUGAGAGGCACCAGCUUGGGACAGUAUUGCUAAGGAAACUCAAGGAUUUCCCCUCGGAUCUUUAUUCCCCUCCAGCCCACAAGGGGCUUAGCUAGGACUGUGAUGUGCCUUGGCUACUGCUGCUGUCCCUUGGAGGCUUGUAGGUUCUGAGGCUUCUCACCCUGGGCUGCAGUCGCAAUGGUGCCACAGAUCCUCCUGCACCUGCCCUCCUCAGAUGCUGCAUAAAAAGGACAGGCUUCUGGUCACUGCCUCCCUGCCUUUUCCCGACUCAAACAUCUAGAGGAUUCAUGAAAACACGGAUUAUCCUGCUUGGAUUUGGCUGCGGAAGCUCCGGCAGACGGUGCAAAUGGUGUGAAACCAGCUCUCCGCCCGGCAGCACUCGAGGCUUGUGUACGUCUGCAGAGUGUCUGGGAUUGGUGGGUGUGUCUACUACUAACAAAGUAAGACCUUUCCUGGUUGUAGUCAAAACUCUUCCUGACCUGUGCUGGGUUCUGCCCAUCCCUUGACAGUGCUCUGAGGCUGGGUGCAGUAAUUCUCUUGUGCUCCAGGAAAUUCUGCCCAGCUUCAGCCUCCGAGGCCUGGGUGUUCUCCACACAGCCUCACCACUUCCUGAGCCGACUCCCGAGGGCUGAGUGUGGAUUCUCCUCACCACGGCCACUGCUGAGUGUGAAGCCUGACCCUCCUUCCAGAUGUUACCAGCUGCCUAUAACCCCAGCCCACAGGAUGGGUGGAAUCUCUAGCUUGCUAGACCCCUUUUCCAUCUCAUGCAAGGAGUCUCGGGCCCAAGGUUGUCCCUUGGAAAACACCCAGAGGAGAGAAGGGCCUGGUAUACAUGGCCUGCCCCACUCUGAGACUGACGGAGUGUGCACGGUGAACAAAAGCCAGCUGCCAGAGCAUGCACCCACUCUCGUCUUCACGCUGCAAUCAGGAAACAGACUUCUGUCCUAAAGGGAUCUGACCUGGGACUGACGCUCUGGUGGUGUUAGGUGGAGCCAACAGCUUGGUGGCCAUGAUAUUCUGACGCACAGAGAAUGACCUGCUCUCCCAAACAGAAGAGUCAUCACAGUUCGAGGCUUUGAAUCCUGCUUUCCUAGGGCCUUCUUCGUUCCAUUCAUUGAUCUUCAUUCAGAAUCCCCAUAUGUUUAUUUGUGAGGAAGUCCAGAAAAGGAAUGUUACAAAUGGCCUGGUGAAUAUUACUCACUGUAAUUUCUUUGGGAAUCCUGGUCCAAAAAACAAAGAUAUGAGGAGUGAUUCUCUCUCUACAUAAUUUAAUCAGUUAAGCUACGAAAGGACCAUCUGUGUACAGGCCCUAACAGGCGGGGAUAAUGAUGGUUUGGUGCUACUCUGGGGAUGGGGAGCGGCCAGGUGCUUCUCUUCCUCCCUUUCUCUUCUUUCCCACUAAUUCCUUUGACUCUGGUGAGAUGUGACCUCUUCACAGCCAGCUCUAUUUAGGGCUCAAAUGGGACUUCCCACUCAUAGGCAGGAGACAGAUUUCAAGAAGUUGAUUGAAUGAUUAAGGUAAAACAAACCAACAAAAAAAGACUUUGAGGACUGAGAAAAGAUAAAGGAAGUAAAGUGGAGCGCAGAACAGAAUGAUACUAUAAUUCAGUCUUGGCCAGUAAAAACGGAGUCAAAGCACCACGGAACACAAGGGCCACAUUUCCCGUCCCUUGGAAAGAUGGGAGAUGGUGUUAUGCUGGGGUGUGAUGUUCGUGUUCUUAUCAAAAGCAGUCAGGUCACUCUGUGUCUCCACAGCUGGGACCAUGGAGGUGAGCAGGGGGCCAGAGGCACUCAGCCCACUCUCAGAUUUCAAGUAGGACAACAAGCAGCAUUACUGGAACUCCUCUGUCCCCUGCUUUUCAUAAAGGACUGUCUAGACUGCCCCAUGUGUUAUGUUCCUGUCCAGUCUGACCUAAUAAUAUUCCUCUGAUUCAGGCCUCCUCAUGUCUUUGGGUACGCUGUUAAGAUUCUAUUAAUUUAUGGCAGCCUUUACAUGCAAUGGAAUACAGUUAAUUUGUUUCCUUUGAAGGGAACGACCAAAUGUAGAACAAAGGCCUGUCUACCAUUCUGUCAGGGCCCAGGAAAAGAGCAAAAUGCAGAGUCCCAAUCAAUGACAAUGAGAGAGGCUGCAAAGAGCAGUGGUGAGCUUGCAGGCUUUAGAGCCAAUGAGAUCUAAGUUUAAAUCUAGGUUCUAUCAUGUACUUGGCUAGGAAAGCCAAACAAGAUAACCCUUCAGAACCUGGGUUCCCGAUUUUUAAAAAAGGGAGCAUGAGUUCUGCAAUGAUAAACAAAUUAGGUAAUAUAUGCAAGUACCUGGCCCCAAGUCUAACAUGAAGUGGACACUGUUGUUACCUUUAACUGCAAAGGGCUGCUAUUUACUCAACCUUGUAACAUACCAGAGGCCAACUGAACAGUGUCUAAGCAGUGGAGAUGGGGAAGUUACAGAGCUGGGGCAGCGGGGAGGCACAACCAAGAAAUUCUCCCAAAACCAUCAAGCAGACCCGCCUCAGUCUGGCUCUGAGAAUGUCCCCAGCCCUGACACCCCUACCUCCCACUGGACUGAUUUAGGUACAAAACAUCUUUGUGGGCAACUGUCCGGAAAUAUCUGUGAGCCCGACGCCACUGAUUAAAGAGGUACGGUACCUGUUGUGAGAUGCUGCCUGGUAUCCAACCGCCAAAGCCUGUCUCAGGAUGUCACUGACCAGCUGCUCCGUCGCCUACGACAGAAGAUGCUGUUACUCUCAAAAUGGCCAUCUGCUUGCUGGCAAGAAAGGAUGCAGCUGACCCCAUCCCAAACCCUAACAACUGUAUCUAAGGACCAAAAGUUCUUAAGGAAAAAUUAAAGGUUCAAAUAAUAGAUUACAAACAGUAGGCCACAGUGAUAGAGACCAUGACUCUGAGAAAUUCUGAAUGGUCAGAAAUUAUGUCCAACUAUAGUUUUCAUAGUCAGAUAUUGUUUUUGUUUGCUUUUUCCUGCCUGCAGCAUGCACAAGUUCCUGGGCCAGAGAGUGUAACCUGAGCCACAACAGUGAUGACGCUGAGUCCUUAACUACUCGGCCACCAGGGAACUCCAAACACAAACUCUUGAUGUUGAUGCUUUGACAUUCAGAGGAACUACAAUUUGGUUCAUUUAAAAAUCAGAAGAAAAAAAAAAAAUCUUUGGAGUUCCCAUUGUGGCUUACUGGAAACGAACCUGACUAGUAUCCAUGAGGAUGCGGGUUUGAUCCCUGGCCCUGCUCAGUGGGUUAAGGUUCCGGUGUUGCCAUGAACUGUGGUUUCAGUCACAGACACGCUCAGAUCCUGAGUUGCUGUGGCUGUGGCUGGCAACUACAGCUCUGAUUCAAUCCCUAGUGUGGGAACUUCCACAUGCCACAGGUGCGGCCCUAAAAAACAGGGAAAAAAAGAAUCUUAAAGCCUGUCAUCUUCUACUUCUGUCCUUGUCCCUUACUCAAGGUAGCCUGAGAUCCAAACUGUCCUGCCCGGCCGGCCCCUCACUGCUUCAGCCCCUGGGGCAGUUCACAGCCCCUCCGCUGCCCAUAGGCACCCACCUUUAAAAUCAUGUCCUCCACCACCGACGCAUACACAUUCCUGUGAAGUGCCACAGGCUGCAAGGUGAUUCCAAUCUGGAAGAGCAGAAGGAAGCCAUUUGUUCCUACUUCUACAUUAAAAACAAGCACAUCCUCUGAUAUGCAAGGAUAUCUGGGUGGAAGAAUAACCCUCCAAACAUUCUAGAUAAAACUCAUGGAGAAGAAACACAGAAUAUAGCAACUGGAGCCAUUUGCUGUUCUGUCACUCCAUGUUUCUGAGGGAUUGUUAAAAAUGCUAUCAUAAUCCUGCUCUUACUCCCCAGAUCUCCUUGCUGGGAGAAUAAAGGAUUUGCCAUGAAUUCUGAUGGUGGGGGUCAACACAUUGUAAAGCCUGGAAUCGGACUCUGAGGCCCUACUUGCAAAAGGUGGUGAAGGGAUUAUUGGAAACUGCCCCGUUUUUCAUUUGCUCUUGUAAGUGUAAGCAAACACUGAGGCACAGCCGAGUUCCCUCAGGGGUGGGCUGGUAAUUCUCUGCUGUCCUGUAAGGGCAGUGGGUGCCACAUCCACACCCAGGCAGGGCACCUGGGCUUUAGCAAUGUCAGGGAAAGCUCAUUAUGACACACCUCAUGAGGGACAGAUGCUUCUACUGAGGCAAACGAGAGACAAGAUGAAAAGUAAAAAACUGCCUGUAUCUAGCUGCCUUUGCUUCGAUUCCACGUUCAAGGAGCAACAUCUACAAUGUAAUUCGUGUUCUUGCCUCAGGGCCCUGAUGUGGGAAGGCAGGUGCUCAGAGCAGAGCCUGGGUUUACUGGCAGAAGGAGACCACACAGACUUCAGCAGAACGUCUGCUGUCGGUUCUAAGGCCAAACCUGGUGAGGGAUCCAGCAGCACAGGCCUCAACCCCCUACCUUCUGUGUGAUGUCACCAAUAAAUUCAGAGCCUGGCGUUGGUGGCAGGUAGAAUUUCAUUUCUUCCUGUUUCUCUUCCUGUUCCUUUUUGAUGUUUAUCUUUAGUGGCUCCGAGAGGCUGAGGAUGUCCACUUCCUCCUCAUUCUCCGGCUCGCUCUUCUGAAACUGCUGCAGGUCUUCCAGUUUCCGGCAGAGGUUGUCAGCAGAGGAGAAUGAUGAUGGGCACUCUAAAUGAGAGGUGAUCAGUCUUAUGGCAGCUGUGGUGACAAAAGAGAGGGACUUCCCCUCCCCAAAAGACCAACAGCCUGAGAGCCAAAGAAGAAGGGUAUCAAGGAAGCUGACCUUCUUUCCAGUUCUGAAAUUCUACGGAUCUAUAAUUAUGAGAACUAAGAAGUCAUAAGGCAGACAAGCAGCAAGACAGGCAUCUUGUGUAAAGGUAGAUGUGAUGAUGUUAAGGGCAACCUAAGUCAAAGCAGCACACAAUUCUGACUUACGCCACCAAAAAUGAGGUCAUCUUCCCACCCCACGGAUUUUUUUUUUUUCAAAUUUUAAAUCUGAACAAUUUAAAAUGCAUAAUGGAGAAAUUAUAAGGCACCCCUCUUCUCACUGCUCAGAGAUAAGUACUAUUAACAUUUUAGUGUAUACCAUGCAUCCAAUCUUUAAUAAGCUGAUUUAUACAAAGCCCAACGAAGAGUAUUAUAACUGUAAAGCCAGGGGAGCUCUCAUCGUGGCUCAGCGGAAAUAAAUCCAACCAGUAUCCACCAGGAUGUGGGUGUGAUCCCUCAGUGGGUCAAGCAUCUGGUGUAGCUGUGGCUGCGGUGUGGACCAGCAGCUGUAGCUCUGAUUCAACCCUUAGUCUGGGAACCUCCAUAUGCCAUGGGUGUGGCCCUAAAAAAGCCAAAAAAAAAAAAAAAAAAAAAAAAAAAAAAGAACUGUAAAGCCUGGAGGGGCUCUGGGAAUCUUCUAGGGCACCCCUUUCACUUUAUGGCUAAGUAACAAGAGGUCCAGAGCAGCUACACGAGGGGGUUAAGGGCACCCCGCAGGGUGAUGGCAGAGCAUCCAGCUCCUGGCAUCCUGUGCUACUGUAGGCCGGGCACUCACAGGUUAAUCAGCCACAGUAACAGAAGCCCUGGGCCGGUUCUGCGUAUACUACCGGUGAAGCACAGAAGUACGGACAUGGUCUCUGCUUGCCAAAGAGCUUAGAUAUGUAAGUCUGACAAACCCUUAAGGUUCUGACAUUAGAUGUCACUGCAGAUAAGAGAAAAGAGAGGUCGCCUUGCCUUUGGGUUCUCAGAAAAGUUUCAUGGAGAAAAUGGGACUUAAGUCUUAAAGGCCCCCCUGUGUUUCUAGUUCUCUCAGACGGGGGGAAUGGAGCACCUGUUUUUCUGUAGAAAUGGGGUUGAGAAGAGAAAACAACCCUUCUUAUUCUUUAAGAUGAAACUCAAAAUAUUCUCCCCAUGUUUGUUUUAUGCAUAGCUCCCCCUUGACACCUGCCCACUUAGAGCUCUGUUAUUUGUAUCUUUAUCAUAAAACAAUUCAUUUUAUCUGCAACAGGGAGUUCCCAUUGUGGCUCAGGGGAAACCAACCUGACCAGUAUCCAUGAGAAUGUGUGUUUGACCCCUGGCCUCACUCAGUGGGUUAACGAUCCAGUGUUGCUGCGAGUUGUGGUGUAGGUUACAGACAUGGCUCGGAUCUGGCAUGGCUAUGACUGUGGUAUAGGCUGGCAGCUGCAGCUCCCAUUCAACCCUCUACCCUGGGAACUUCUAUAUGUCAAGAGUGAGGCCCUAAAAAAAAAGCUUUUUAUCUGCAACAUUAUUAGCUGUUCACACCUGUGCCUCCAACACUUCCUAGCUAGGUUUUGGAGAGAAAGUAACAGAUAAGACCUCAUCUCCAUCUUUAAGGAGGCUGCAAAGACUUGUCUAUGUGGGGGGUGAAUAUAAGGUCACAAAGGAAGAAGUUACUUCUACCUGGAGGAAAGGAAGUGGUCAGGAAAGUCUUCCAAGGAGAAAUGAUGCUGAGGAGGGGGAGCUCCUGAACGAAAGGUGUGUGUCUGGUGCAUGCCAUGGGCUGGAACAUGCCUGGCCGGGACACAGCACUUGGGACACUUGGGCACAAGUAAUUCUGUAGGGGGUGUCCUGGGGGGCAGGUGGGACACACGGCCAGAGGUUAGCAAAGGCUCCUGUUUUCCAAGGCAGCUCCUGGAGUCCUCGGGUCCCUUCACUUCAGCUGAAGGACAGAGCACUUGAAAACUGCUGGGGCUGAUGAGGCCCAAGAACUGUGGAGGCUGAGAGAUGAGUGCGUGUAACAUGGAAAAACCUCUCUGCUGUGGUGAUGCUCUGAGUCUCCCCUGACACUUACCUGGCUCACUGUCGAUCUGGGUCAGCACAUCCUCAAUUGAAUCCCCUUCACUCCUCAGGCUCUCAGGGUCAGGUGGGGUGUAGCCGUGGCAGCGACACCAGUGAGCAAUGUGCUUGGUUUUAAGGGGAGUCAGGUGGUGAAACCGUGGAUUCUUUUCCAGUAUUUCUUGUAAGACUUUUCGCAUUGUCAUUGCUCUUUGCCACUUAAAAAAAAAUUGGGGAAGUGGGAAGGGAAACCAUAAUCAAAUUCUUCCACUUUAGAAGUACGUUUAAAUAAAUCACCCAAUUGUAAAUUACCAUGCUAACUUGUUAGAAUCAUUUUUUUCUAAGGAAAAAAAACCAAAAAACAAUGGUGUUACUCCUUGGUCAAAAAAAAAAAAAAAAAAAAGUAAAAGAACUUCUGCC